AUGCCCCCACCACCACCAUCUGUUUUCCAGGGCCAGCAGGGUCCCUCCAACUUUGAGAAGUUCAAGAUGGGUCUUUUGAUGGGAACCGCCGUCGGAUGCUGCACUGGUCUCAUGUUUGGAGGCUACGCCAUCUUCACCCAUGGAGCUGGCCCCAACGGUGUCAUGAAGACCCUCGGACAGUACGUGGCUGGCUCCGCUGCUACUUUUGGUCUGUUCAUGUCCGUUGGAUCCAUCAUCCGAUCCGAGGACCGACCCCGAUCCCCCGCCGAAUGGCACCAUGCUGCUCGAACUGGUCGAAUCGUCUCCCGAGACGCCUUCAACCAGCUCUAA
Molecule: messenger RNA, 330 nt
Organism: Yarrowia lipolytica CLIB122
Lineage: Eukaryota; Fungi; Ascomycota; Dipodascomycetes; Dipodascales
Biological process (GO): protein insertion into mitochondrial inner membrane; protein import into mitochondrial matrix
Cellular component (GO): TIM23 mitochondrial import inner membrane translocase complex
Source: RefSeq, a predicted model, not a curated record